This is a messenger RNA of Morchella sextelata, 876 nucleotides long. RefSeq lists its product as uncharacterized. The transcript has a single exon. Lineage: Eukaryota; Fungi; Ascomycota; Pezizomycetes; Pezizales; Morchellaceae. Gene Ontology annotation, cellular component: nucleus. The record is from RefSeq and is a predicted model, not a curated record. The coding region runs from base 1 to 876 and encodes 291 amino acids.
AUGGCUACCACAAUCAACGCGCUCAUCACCACCUUCCCCGGCCUCCCCAACCUCACCCUCCCCCUCCCCUCCACCACAAAGAUCCACACCCUCCACGCCCACCUCACCACCCUCCUCCCCCCCACCCCCUACCGCCUCCUCCUCUCCACCACCUCCGGCACCCCCCUCUCCCCCUCCUCCCCCCUCCCCCUCUCCACCCUCACCCACGGCCAUGCCCUCCUCCCCCUGCGCCUCACCCUCUCCCUCCCCGGCGGCAAAGGCGGCUUCGGCUCGCAACUCCGCGCCGCCGGCGGCCGCAUGAGCUCCCGCAAGAAGCGCGGCCAGCAGGAGAACAACGACUCGUGCCGCAACCUCGACGGCCGCCGCAUGCGCACCGUCAAGGAGGCCAAAGCGCUGGCCGCCUACCUCGAGAUCAAGCCGGACAUGGAGCGGCAGGAGCGGGAGCGGCGGCGCGCGCGCGCGCUGAAGGUCAUUGAGGCGGCGGAGCGCAAGGAGGAAGGGGGGGGGAGGAGGUUCGAGGAUGUCAAGUGGCUGGAGGAGACGGAGGAGGAGAGGGAGCGGACGAGGGGGGCCGUGGAGAGGGCGAUGAGGGAGGGGUUUACGGAUCGGGUGUUUGCGGAGGGGAGCUCGGGGAGUGGGAGUGAUGAGAGUGAGGGGGAGGGGGAGGGGGAGGGGAGUGGGGAGGCGAGGAAGGUUGUGCCGAGGUUUGCGGGGUGGGAUGAGGAUGAUGAGUUUUUGAGCUCGGAUGAUGAGGAGGAGGAGGACGAGGAGGAGGAGGACGAGGAGGAGGAUAAGGGGAUGGAGGAUAUCCAGGAGGAAGACGAGGAGGAGGAAGAGGAGUAUGAGGGAAAGGGCAAGGGAAAGGGAAAGGCUUAA